AUGGGUGGCAAUGAAGAGGUGGAACCCAUGGACACGUCCGACACCCCGUGGUUUUGGUAUUACCUCGAGGAAUGUGGUAGAUGGCAUCUGUUUGAGCAUGACCCUAACAACUCCUUCAGGAAUGGGGAUAUUGAGAAUUAUUACCUGCUUGACCCAAGGGGAACUCUGACAAUGCAUUCAAGCGGCAGCAUAAGCAGGAUUGAUUUCUCUGCUAUGUUGCAGACUAACCUCAGCACAGGAGAGCAAAGACGAAUCAAACGGAGCUGCAAGAUUGAAAGAAACUGCUCCUGUUUCAGUGAAGCACCCAUCUUCUGGGAAUCAAUUGAUCCCAAGCUUCCAUACCAGCUGGUCCCUUUGGAAGAAUCGACCCCUGAGCAUUGGACUGUGGCAAAUUAUGUGAAAGUUGGCGGGCUUCUGGUCAGACCCAUCGUUUCAAUUUAUAGGAUACAAAAUGUGGACCUCUGGGAAAUGUAUUGCAGGAAAAAAAUACAGCUAAAGAGGAUUAGGGGCGUCAGUCAGAUUCAAGAGAGGCGUCUUUUCCAUGGAACGGACAUGAGCAAUGUUGACAGCAUUUGCAAGUAUAAUUUUGAUUUAAGGUUAGCUGGUCAACAUGGUCAUGUGUAUGGAAAAGGUAUAUAUUUUGCUACCCAUGCAACCUAUGCAGACAAAUACAGUUCCAUAAGCUCUGAUUCAUCACCACUGCCAUUUGUAAGGCACUCUGGAACAUCCAAAAUACUUUUUUUGGCUCGAGUGAUGGUUGGGAAAUCAACUCUAGGACAGCGUCAUUUUCAAAAACCUGAUCAUGGAGGUCUUGAAAAUUCGCACGACAGCUGCGUGGAUGAUCUCAAUCACCCUAAAAUGGUCGUUAUAUUUGAUCCAAAUCAAAUAUAUCCAGAAUAUAUGAUUCAGUACACAUGA
Molecule: messenger RNA, 918 nt
Organism: Menidia menidia (Atlantic silverside)
Lineage: Eukaryota; Metazoa; Chordata; Actinopteri; Atheriniformes; Atherinopsidae
Source: the annotation of a GenBank genome assembly